Molecule: messenger RNA, 2333 nt
Organism: Syzygium oleosum
Lineage: Eukaryota; Viridiplantae; Streptophyta; Magnoliopsida; Myrtales; Myrtaceae
Product: protein ecdysoneless homolog
Exons: 5
Coding region: 146-2068 (640 amino acids)
Cellular component (GO): nucleus
Source: RefSeq, a predicted model, not a curated record
GUUUCAUUUCAUCAGAGGAUUUCUGCCGACAAGGAUUUGGCCGAGAAGAACGUUCGAGAAAAUUCAGGUUUGGGUAUAAAAACCGCGCCGCUAAAACCCCCACCGCCCGCCCGCUCCCGCCGCCGGCGACAAAGCACCGCCGAGGAUGGCGGACUCCGACCCCGCUCCGGCCUCCGUGCUCUCCCAGAGCCACCGCUCCCGCCUCCCCGACGACACCGUCUUCUACUCCAUCUUCCCCGACUCCGCCCUCUCCUCCGCCUCCGCCGCCGCCGCCGCCGACGGUCUCCAAUCCCUCCGCCUCCGAAUCCUCGCCUCCAUCUCCCCCUUCGCCUCCUCCUACCUCUGGCAGCACCAGCCCUUCUCCCUCUCCCUCUCCUCCACCUCCGCCGCCGUUCUCCCCCUCCACCUCCACGGCAAGCUCCGCUACGGCGACAACCUCGAGGACGAGUGGUUCGCCGUCUUCCUCCUCUUCCACAUCUCCCGCGAGUUCCCCGACCUCUCGGUCCGCGUCUGGGACACCGACGGCGAGUUCCUCCUCAUCGAGGCCGCCUUCCACCUCCCCCGCUGGCUCAACCCGGAGACCAGCCUCAACCGCGUCUUCAUCCGGCGCGGCGACCUCCACAUCGUCCCCCGCGACAAGAUCGCGUCCCCGUCGAUCGUCGAUUCGCUGAAGUUCUUGGUCGGCAACGGGGACGAGUCACGCGCCGGGGAGGCGGUGCAGAGCGCGGUGAAGGCCCGGAUCGCGGGGUACCCCGAGCAGGCGAGGAGGAAUAUGCACAGGGUUAGGGUUAGGGUUCCGGUGUCGGUCGCGCAGGUGCUGAGGCACGAGCCCUGCCUCAUUUCGCUCGCCGUGGAAGGGUUUUACGACAGGGAUAUCGACUCGAUGAAGUAUGCGGCGAGGAUGGAUAGGUUCUUAAGUAAGGGAAAGGAGGAGGAGUUCGUGCUCGUGGCCCUCACCUUGUCGAGGGCAAUGUACGCGCAACUGGUGCAGCAGACGUUUCAGGCCCCGAAAUGUUAUCCGAUGCCGAGCAGGAGCGAUCCCAGGGCGUAUAUGGAAGCUGAAUUGGGGAUGAAGAUUGCUUGCGGUUUUGAGAUGAUGUAUCAGAUGAGGCGAAGAGAGGGAUUGGAAGGGAAAGGAAGCACGUGGGAGGCGUAUAGAGAGAGUUUGGAGAGGAGCGGAUACUUCGAAGGGUUGCUUCCGGGUUCGAAGGAUUAUAAGAGGUUGAUGGAGAAGGCAGAGGAGUAUUACAAGAAUAGUUCCUUGUUCUCGAAGGCUAGUGAAAUGAUGAGCUCUCCAGUCAAGUGCAUAGAUGAGAUUCUUGCUUUACCUCACUCAGCCGAUGAUUUUAGGAAUCAGGAGGUUCCUCCCUCUGAUGAUGACUCUUGGCUAUACACUGGUGAGGAUGAAUUGAACUCCGCACUUCUGGAAAGACAGAAGGAAAUGGAACUUUAUGAUGCUAUGCAUGGGAAAAAGCAGAAGUCAAAAGAGCCAUCAGACACGGGUCCUUCGAACCACAGCAAUGGUGAUUGUGAUCUCAGUAAUAUAGCAAAGACCAUGGAGGCAUUCGUCCAUAAGGUGUCAAGCUACAAGGGAGCGGAAAUUCCUGAUCAAAGGGAUACAGUAGACCUCGACGUGGAUCGUUUUUUUAAGGACAUGGAAUCUGUACUUGGGCGACAUGAAAUGGAGGUUUCUUCUCCAGAUGGAGAUGCUGGAGAAGGGUCCUCCUCAGACAUGGAUUUUGAUGAAUCUGAAGAUGCAACUGAUGAUGAAGACAAGGAGGAUAUUUUCAUGGAUUCUUAUACGGAUGCUUUAAAUAGGGAAUUGAAGAGCAGCACGCUUACUGAAAGUUUUGUUCGUGCAAAUGAAGAACCUUUGAAAACAAAUCAGGGAGCAUCAAGUUCCACUCAAGACAUGGACGAGGAUUUCACUCCGGUCGACGUGGACGUGAACCUGGUGAAGAACUUGCUCGACUCCUUCUCUUCCCAAGAGGGACUUCCCGGACCGGCCUCGAAUUUGCUCGGUCUCAUGGGGCUCCGCCUCCCGCAGGACGGCAACAAGGGGAAGUAGUCUCUGGCCUCUUUCCGUUUUCGUCAGCAUGAUGCAGAACUACUCCUGUAAAUAGGUCAGUCUUUCCUGGUGCGCCUCCAUACAUCGGAGGCUGCCCGCGACAAAUCUUAGAAGAGGGUCUGUGUUUUUUUGGUUAUCAUGCCGACGUCGUCGUCGCUUCCGGGGACUGUAGGAUGUAUUCUUGACUCCGUCGCUAACACUUUAGAACACUGUAUUUGCACUUUUGAACAAAUUAAGAAAAUAGCUUGACAUGAUUACAUGAGUU